This is a messenger RNA of Anolis carolinensis (green anole), 1541 nucleotides long. It is a transcript of the gene ankrd61, whose product is annotated as ankyrin repeat domain 61. The record is from RefSeq and is a predicted model, not a curated record. Lineage: Eukaryota; Metazoa; Chordata; Lepidosauria; Squamata; Anolidae. The transcript is spliced from 3 exons. The coding region runs from base 439 to 1434 and encodes 331 amino acids. Gene Ontology annotation, molecular function: protein binding.
AAAAAGAAAUGCAAGCAUUUUCCAGUCCCUCAUGCUUUCUACCUAUCUGCAAAUGCAUGUUGGCUGCAAAAAGCAAAACUGAGCCACAAAUGGGAGGAAAUGGUGUAAAGAAGACUCUUCUGCACAGAUAUUUCCUAGGUCCAAAUAAUGUGUCAUCUCUGUCAAGAGAGGAGAGCCAUUCAAUCAUCUAGUUCAGGGUAGAAAACGUGUGACCCUGCAGAAGCUGGACUACAACUCCCAUUAGCCCUAGACAGCAUUGCUGAUGGUACAAGAUGAAAUGUCAUAGCCAAACAUCUGGAGUUAUACAUUCCGUAUUACUUUCAUUGGUUCUAGAACUAGAAACUGCAUCAUCACAAAGAUUUACUGGUCCAAACUCAGAAUUCUGGAUUUCAUUUUCCUCAGACAUAGGAUUCACAGUGAGGCAUUUUCUUUCUUAAAAUGGGCAAUCUGAUUGGAGGCUCCUCCAGGCAGAAUAACAAGCUGUCAAAGAAACCACGUGGAAGAUGGACGAGACAUGAUACACUGAAUGAAGAUCCUGAAACGAGUCGAGAGACAACAGGAUGGUCUUCAAGCAAGAAUCAAAGAACUGAGGAAAGCAAUAAUAAAGCUGCUCUUCACCUCAAACUAAAGGAAGACUUCAACAAGCUGCGGCCUCUGUUCCCUACCCCUGACUACCAUCCUCUUCAUUUAGCAAUUGUCACCGGAUAUCCUCACAUCAUACCAGACUUGCUAAAGCGUGGGGCAAAAAUAAAUGACAAAGAUAUGGCGGGACGAACAGCUCUCCAUCUGGCGUCCGAAGUGCUCUACCUAGAGGCAAUGACACUUUUACUCGGCUGUGGAGCCAGCGUAAACCUCACAAUCCCUGCCACAAGAGAAACAGCACUCCAUUUAGCAGUCCGGUCUUCCUCUUGCAAGGCCGGGACCCUUUUAGCGGCAGGUGGCAAGUGCGUUGAGUUGCUGUUGCUUAAUGGGGCAAACAUACACAUGAGAGACUGGAAAGGACAAGAAGCUAUUCAUACAGCUUGUCGAAAUGGCAGAGAAGAGAUCAUUAAGCUUUUGUUCAAUUAUGGGGCAGAUGUGAACUCUUUAACCCCGGAAGAGGAGUCUCCACUGUUUCUGUUCCUUGAAAAAACAGGCAAUUUAAGGAAGCUAAAUGUGCUGAGGGAGCUGCUACGCCUAACCUAUCCUUUGAAAUUAAUGAAUUCCGAAGGCCAUCUCCCCAAAGCGCUGUACAAUCCCAGCUGUGAGCUACUGCAUGACCUGCUCAGGGAUAUGGCUGCGGAAGUCUGGUCCUUGCAGGACAUUUGCAAAUUCAAUGUCAGGAACGUAUAUAGAGGAGCCAUGAUAUGCUGGCUAAAAGAGAGGAUUCCAACCCAGUUGUGGAACUCCAUAUACAUUCGUCAAGAAUAUUCAUAUGCUUCAAAAAUGAAAUGAUUCCUUUACUUGAGGCCCAACACCCAUUCUGGAACAUCAUUAUACCAGAAUAGUAGAAACUGAGUUCCAAUAUGCUAGCUAAAUAAAUGAAUGUAGAAUUGACUGUG